Molecule: messenger RNA, 4742 nt
Organism: Solea senegalensis (Senegalese sole)
Lineage: Eukaryota; Metazoa; Chordata; Actinopteri; Pleuronectiformes; Soleidae
Gene: sts
Product: steroid sulfatase (microsomal), isozyme S
Exons: 10
Coding region: 260-1972 (570 amino acids)
Molecular function (GO): arylsulfatase activity
Source: RefSeq, a predicted model, not a curated record
GUACCUUAUGCCCCAGCAGGCUCUUUUAAUGCAGGCGCGAUGCAUGUCAUGAUGGUGUUUCCUUACAUGUCAUGUCAUUAAACGACUGCCGUUACUCUACGCACUCGUAUUCCAAUUUCACAAAUGGGAAGUUUCAUCUUUCCCAUAGCACGUGAAGGCAGCAUAACGUGCUUCCUCUGCAGUCGGAAGUAACGAUGAAGGCAAAUCCCGGCUCCUGUUGACUUGUGUUUAUGAGGCGCAGUGUUUCUGCCCAGACAACAUGACAUCUCUGUGGCUGCCAUCCUCACUGUUGCUGCUGCUGCUGCUGCUGCUUUUCGAGGUCGGCAGUGUUUCUCUUCAGGAAAGCAGCAGGCCCAACUUUGUCCUGAUGAUGGUGGACGACUUGGGAAUUGGUGACCUUGGCUGCUAUGGCAAUAAAACUGUGAGGACUCCCAGUAUCGACCAGCUGGCACAGGAAGGUGUGAAGCUCACUCACCACAUCGCCGCAGCGAGCCUGUGCACUCCGAGCAGGGCGGCGUUCCUCACAGGACGAUACCCGAUACGAUCAGGUAUCGCCAAUGAUCAACCACCUGGUGUCUUCUUAUUUAAUGCAGGAAGUGGAGGUCUGCCCAGCCGAGAGCUUACUUUCGCUAAGCUGGCCAAACAGCAAGGCUACAACACGGCUCUUAUAGGAAAAUGGCAUCUUGGACUGAACUGCGAACGCAGUGAUGAUCACUGCCACCACCCCAGUGCCCAUGGCUUCAACUAUUUCUUCGGUAUCCCCCUGACUAACAUGCGGGACUGCCAGCCUGGACAUGGCACCGUUUUUGUCAUUUAUAAAUUCCUACCUUACAGGACAAUAGCCAUCGUCUUGGCCACUGCGGUCUUGCUUCACUUCUGCGGCGUCAUCGCCGUCCGCCGGCGGCUGGUCCUGAGUCUGGUGUCGCUGCUGCUCCUGAUCACAGGUCUGCUUGUGGGCUUCAUCAUGCUCGUCCCGUAUUUGAACUGUGUUCUCAUGAGGGACCACAGAGUCGUGGAGCAGCCGUUCAUAUCUGAAAACCUGACACAGAGGAUGACUCAUGAGGCAGUGGACUUCAUAGAGAGGAACUCGGCAAAGCCUUUCCUGCUCUUCUUCUCUUUCAUUCAAGUGCACACAGCCAUGUUUGCCUCUGCGGCGUUCAGGGGGACGAGCAAACACGGCAUCUACGGUGACGCCGUCCAUGAGGUGGACUGGAGUGUUGGUCACAUCUUGAAGACUCUGGACAGACUCAGUCUGAGGGGAAACACUCUGGUCUACCUGACCUCAGACCAGGGCGCUCAUCUGGAAGAAUCCCCCAGUGGAUCCAAUGGAAUAUAUAAAGCAGGGAAAGGCACAAAUUGGGAGGGAGGUAUCCGGGUCCCAGGAAUUCUGAGCUGGCCAGGGAAAAUCCCCAGCAGCGUACAAAUCGACGAGCCCACCAGCAACAUGGACCUGUUUCCCACAGUGGUUCACUUAAGUGGAGCUUCAGUCCCAGAGGACAGGGAGAUUGAUGGCCAUGACCUCAUGGAUUUGCUUCAGGGGAGAGUGGAAAGGUCCAGCCACGAGUUUCUGUUCCACUACUGCGACAUCUACCUGAACGCGGUCAGGUGGCACCCUCGGAACAGUAGCUCAGUGUGGAAAGCCCUUUUUUUCACGCCAAACUUCUACCCCGAGAGCGCCACCGUGUGUUCCCACACCAGCGUUUGCCUGUGCGCAGCAGAGUUUGUGACGCGCCACGAUCCCCCACUCCUCUUUGACCUCUCCAGGGACCCGUCGGAGACCACGCCGCUGAAGCCCGACACCGAGCCGGCGUUUCACUCCGUCUUGGCCGCGAUGGCCGAGGCCGUGGAGCAGCACCAGAGGUCGGUGAAGCCCGCGGAGGGGCAGCUGUCCAGAGGGAAUGUGAUGUGGAAGCCAUGGCUGCAGCCCUGCUGCUCAAGUUUUACACAUCUAUGCCAGUGUCAGGACCAGUAGAUCAUAUCACACGUGAAACCUCAGCAUCUGAAUAUUAAAUACUGUUCAAUAUGUCAAAAUCUUGAGUAAUAUCCUCCACCGUGGAGGUCUGUCUGCCUCUAAGCAGCAUAUUUAAAAGGACAGAUUUAGAUUACAUUCUCUGGGUGUGCAGGUUGUGGCCCAAGGAAGAAAUGUUAAGAUUUUGGACGUAAUCAGGAUAUGACAACUACGGUCCACACAGUACUGAAGGAAACGACUACAGUUUUGCUUUCUAGAGUGACCAAGACAGAGUCCUCUUGUUUUUGGGGGGAGGUUGAGUGUCUCCCUCCUAAACUCUGCACUCAAGCCCCUGCACUUGCUGCUCGACUCUCAUUUCCAAAGAGGCAUCAUCACUCUCAUGCUCUCCGCGAUACGAUGAGGUCAAGGAGGUCACAUCAACUUGCGCACUGCCUCGUUUUCAUAUGCGGCUCUAGCCCGGGCAAGGAUUCCGCCUUUUAUGGACUUUGUUAAGAAGACAUCCUUGUCUGACAUCAGCUGCUGUGUUUUCCUUUGACACCAUGUCUUUUUUCUUUUUCUCUCUCUCUCUCUCCCGAGGAGAAGCGCUCGCAUGAUGACAUCACGCUGAUAUAUUUUACUCAGUGUUAUCUCCUGACUCGACACUCAAUAAUAAAAAAAAAAAUCUAUAUUAAACUGAAACUGGAUGUGUUGCUCCAACAUUCUAUAUUUAAAUGGAAAAAGAGUACUACAAUUAUAAUUUAAAAAGUCUCCUGAUAUAUGCACACACUGUGCAGCACAUUUGCUUUUGGAGAGCAAUUUAACUGAUAAGGUGGUUAUUUUUUAGACACCGCUGGAUAUUAGUAAUUAUAUUAUUGCACGGCCCUACUCGGCAUUGUCUGGGACACUACACAAAUCAAAGCAGCCUUUUUAAGAGGCAGCUUGAAGGUCAUUCCUUCGAGAAGGUGCCGUUUGUCAUAGAAAUGCCAAGACGUGCGGCUUAUGAGUUAAACACGUUUUCAGAAAGAAUCUCGACAAAUUCAUUUAGUUUACUGUAGUUUACACAAACACGUAGGAUCACAGUCGGCAGCCAUAAGCCGCCGUGAAUCCCGCGUGCUUGAGAAAACACUCCGCAGUCUCAACAGAGUUUGCUGUGUGACUGCUGUCAGUCACUGUCACUUGUAUGUGUUUACGCAUGGCUACAUUUCCACUUUGUGGCCUUAAACUGUCACUAGUGUGUCGUGCGUCGGAGCGCGGCAGACAGUCCGUAUACUUAAGGAGUUAGUUCGGGUUUUUGAAGUGAAAGUCAGUGCCGACAGUGCUGUGAUAUAUUCGGUAUAACAGGUUUGCCGUUUUAUCUCACGGUUUGACAGCCUUCACCGACUAGAAACGCGAGUUUGUAAACCGCUCACUCUCCUGCACCAAAGUUCAUAGAGGAAAUCUAAGUUUAAAUGUGUUAUUUUGUUUGUGUGUUUGAGAACCUUUGUUCAAAAAUACCUAAGUGGCAGAAACUUGGGUAUAAAGCAGCAGCAGCAGCAGACCAGCGGCUCCUGUGUCGACAUGAGCUAAAAACGAUGAUUUUCUGUGUGUGUCGUUGGAAAAAGCUGUUAAAACCUUUUCUCAUCAAACAUAUUCUUCAGAUAUAAUAGACUUAAACAGAUGAAGUAGAAGUACCAGACAAAAAAGCCACCGUGCACACCGUCAUAGAGCAGCAGUUGUCACAAUAGCAACUGAUACUAAGAGCCAGAUUCUGUAUUUCCCUGAAGAGUAUUUUGAGUAUGCACUAUUUUAGUUACAGCACAUUCUGCCCUAAACUGGCAAAAAAAAAAAUUUUAAAAUGCAGCUUCAAAAUAUGUAGAUAAUGCGGAUUCUCACCCAUGUGAAGGGUUCUGUUGAUGGAUUUUGUUUGUUUUACUCUUAUUUAACACCAAACUACAUGACUCAACACUAACUGGUCCAAUGUGCAACACUAGUUAGAUAGGGGAAGUAUCAUCAGACACAGGUAGUAAUUUAAUAACCACACAAAAGACAGAUUCUGGUUUAAAAAUACUGUUUGUUUGUUUUUUGUCAUAUUUGGCAAAUAACUCGUGAGAGGUAAUUAAGAAUAAAUCAACUGAAAGUUGUUGUCAUUCCGUUUUGUAAUUACGCGUCAAAUAUCUUCAUGGUUCAUUUUAAAAAGCUGCUUUGCAAAUGGUGUUUCUGUGGUUGGGUUAUUAGUAUGUUUUUGUCUGUUUGUAGAAGUGUUUACAUGACAUGAUUCUGCAGUCUUGCGUGUAAAUCAGACUUGUGUCUAGACACAGUGAUUACAUUAUACAGUCAAGUAAAAAUUAUCAUCAAGUAUCUGUAAUAAAACAAACUUUUGUUGGGAAAUGGGUUAAGAUUGUCAAGUAACUCUCCUUCUGUGUCUCGCAUCCACAUUGUGGCUCAGCAGGAAAGUCUGCUGUAAUGGUUACAGGACGCGAUCGCUUUUACCAAAUCCAACUUUGACGUGAGCAGAGGCAUACAGAUCAGGCCUGAGAGGAAUGCUGUUGUAUUUUUAUUUUGUUCUUAUCUUGUUUUUCCUUCAUCCUCCGUGGAAUUUGUUUGAAAAUGGUGACCAUUAAUGGACGGGACAAUGAAUCAAUUACUCAUCAAAUAAAAGAAAUCACAAAAAGUUAAUUGCAGUGACUUUCCAUAAUCAGAAUAAUCAUGAAAUUGGGAAAACUAUAAUAAGUACUAUUUAACAUGAGAGACUUGAAAAUCCUGUUGUCACAUAUACAUAUAUACACACACACACAUAUACAUACAUUCAUAAACA